Molecule: messenger RNA, 1263 nt
Organism: Thlaspi arvense
Lineage: Eukaryota; Viridiplantae; Streptophyta; Magnoliopsida; Brassicales; Brassicaceae
Source: the annotation of a GenBank genome assembly
AGCAGUUCUAAAGCUACAAAGACAAUCAAAUUAGCCUUUUUUAUACCAGGUGCAAUCCUUGCUGGUAUUGUCAUGGGAUGGAUUAUAUUCGCUUGUAGACAUUGGGGGAAGCGCAGACCUAGGAAUGAUGACCAGUCAUGCCCAGCUGAAAGCCAAAGAAAAGAUAUUCCAUCUCUUUCUCUAAAGAAGAAAAGCCUUACUCCUACUACUUCAACCUACGUCUUCCCAAGUACUCCACCUGUUUCCUCUUCAAAUUCUGAUGUUGGAAAGGCAAGUUCCUAUUUUGGAGUGCAGAUCUUUACCUACACCGAACUUGAAGAAGCCACCAACAAUUUCGAUCGUUCAAGAGAACUUGGAGGUGGAGGCUUUGGCACUGUGUACUAUGGCAAGCUCCGAGAUGGCCGAGUGGUUGCUGUCAAGCGCCUCUAUGAGAACAAUUUCAAACGCCUAGAACAAUUCAUGAACGAAGUUGAGAUCCUAGCAAGGCUGCGGCACAAGAACCUCGUCACUCUAUUCGGGUGCACAUCACGGCGGAGCCGAGAACUCCUCCUUGUUUAUGAAUACAUUCCCAAUGGAACUGUGGCCGAUCAUCUCCAUGGGAAACGUAAAAAUUCCGGUUUGCUCUCUUGGCCCAUCAGGCUAAACAUUGCCAUAGAGACGGCUGACGCUCUCGCUUACCUCCACGCAUCUGAUGUCAUCCACCGUGAUGUCAAAACCACCAAUGUUCUCUUGGACAAUGAUUUCCAUGUCAAAGUAGUCGAUUUUGGGCUCUCACGGUUGUUCCCAAAUGAUGUCACCCACGUGUCAACAGCCCCCCAAGGCACCCCAGGCUAUGUUGAUCCGGAGUACCACCAAUGCUACCAGCUAACUGAGAAGAGUGAUGUGUAUAGCUUUGGAGUGGUCUUGAUUGAGCUUAUCUCCUCUAAGGAAGCCAUUGACACAAAUAGAGAAAGACACAAUAUUAAUCUGUCUAAUAUGGCGAUCAACAAAAUUCAAAACGGUGCAUUGCAUGAGUUGGUGGAUCCAGCUCUGGGGUUUGGGACAAAUAGCUCGGUGAGGAGGAUGAUCACUUUGGUAGCAGAGCUAGGUUUUCGAUGUUUGCAAAUGGAGAGGGAUCUGAGGCCGUCCAUGAAAGAAGUAGUGGGGGCUCUGAGAAGAAUCAAGUGUGAAGAACUGAAAGCAGAACCUGGGGAGGUGGUUGAAGUUAUAGUAGAAGACGAUGCUGGGCGUCUAAAGGGGAACCCUCCCCCACCAGAUUCUUAA